AAGCCCUCGGGCAGGGGAAAGAAAGAGCCUGACACAGCAGUGACACAAAAGUCAGAUGUUUCACAAAGUUAAUCAUCAGCAGAACACAAAUCAAUAAAGAAUGUACUUGCUUUAGAGAACUCUGUCCUUCAGCUCCUAUCCUGUAGAAAUUGGGGAAGACCCACUUUUCAGGUCUGGAGGAGGAAAACCAUGGACAGGCCCGUCAGUGAUGGUCAACUUAAAGAGAAGGCACUCUUCCAGGACAGCGAUUGCAGAUCAGCUCCUGCCAAAAGCAUGUGCCAGAAUUGUUCAAAGCUGAAGAUAUUUCUUGGAGCUCUUGCUUUUUCCUUUUUUGCCAAAGGAUUUUGUGGAAGUUACAUGAAGAGCAUGUCCAGUCAAAUUGAAAGGAGAUUUGAAAUCUCAUCAUCAAUUGUUGGCAUUAUUGAUGGCAGCUUUGAGAUAGGUAACUUAAUGGUAAUGGUGCUUGUGAGCUACCUUGGACCAAGAGUUCAUCGACCAAAAGUAAUUGGAGUUGGAUGUCUCAUCAUGUCCUUAGGAACAUUUUUGUCAGUGAUGCCUCAGUUCCUAAUGGGACGUUAUAAUUAUGAAAGGGUAACUGUUACUGUGGACAACUCCUCUAUGAGUGUAUCAGCUUGCUCCCCAGCAUGGUCUGUGGGCCGUCCAGUCACAGAUGCUACAGAAACACCCAGCGCAGUGAAAAAUUUUGGAUGUGAGAAAACAACAAAUUCCUAUCUGUGGCUCUUUGUGUUGAUGGGGAACCUUUUACGUGGAAUUGGAGAAGCACCAGUUAUGCCAUUGGGGGUUUCAUAUAUUGAUGAUUUUUCUAAAGAAGAAAACUCAGCAUUUUACAUAGGUCUGGUGAGAUCUUCUGGAAUGUUUGGGCCAACCUUGGGCUUCCUUCUUGGAUCUUUCUGUGCCAGCCUCUGGGUUGAUAUUGGCGUUGUGAAUAUCGAUGACAUCAGCAUAAAUCCUAAGGAUACUCGUUGGGUUGGUGCCUGGUGGCUUGGACUGCUCAUUUGUGGAGCAGUCAACUUCAUUGCUUCAUUGCCUUUCUGGUUUCUACCUUAUUCCUUACCAAAAGAAGGAGAGAAUGAGAAACUGAAGAUUAGCCAUAUUCCUGUUCAAGGAGAUCACUGUAAAAUAGACCCCCCAGUUCAGCCAGAGCUAAAGUUCUCAGAGGCAGUAAAAGAUUUCCUCCCAGCUCUGAAGAAGCUGUUUGGAAACCCAGUUUUCCUGGUUUUCAUCUUCCUCACUAUUCUGCAGUACAAUUCUCUUGUUGGGAUCAUAACCUAUGAGACAAAGUUUAUGGAGCAGCAGUUUAAUGUAUCAGUGGCAAGAGCCAUCUUUCUAAUUGGUGUGAUACUUUUACCCGUUACAAUCCUGGGGAUGUUUCUAGGAGGCUUUCUGAUCAAGAAAUUUAAACUUCACAUAACUGAAAUGACGAAGUUUGCAAGCAUCACAUUUAUAGUAGCCUAUUUGUUAAACCUCUUGUACUUCACUUGCAGUUGUGAGGUGCUCCAGGUGGCUGGUUUGACAGCAACCUACUCUGGAUUAAAACAUCUUUCCUCCCCCAAAACCAACUUCAUGGCCAGUUGCAAUGCUGACUGUGGCUGCAAACUGGAUCAGUGGGACCCUGUCUGUGGUGAUAAUGGGAUCACUUAUAUGACAGCCUGCUUUGCAGGGUGUAAAUCAUCAGCUGGGACAGGCAAGAAUAUGGUAUUUCACAAUUGCAGCUGUGUGGAAGGAAAAGGGCAUGGACUUGGCAAUUCCUCUGCCAUUUUGGGACAAUGCCAAAGAGAAAGCUGUACCAAAGCAUUUCCCUAUUUUUUAGCAUUACAGACUGCAUGUGCAUUUAUUUUAGCCUUAGGAGGCACUCCUACAUACAUGAUUAUGUUUAGAUCUGUUUCACCAGACCUGAAAUCCUUUGCUGUUGGGAUUGAAACUUUAGUUGGUAGAGUACUAGGAGGACUCCCAGCCCCUAUUUAUUUUGGUGCCUUGAUAGAUGAGACCUGCUUGAAAUGGGGGAUAAAAAACUGUGGAGGAUCUGGAUCUUGCCGGGUAUAUGAUACAAAAGCAUUCAGAAACGUCUAUCUUGGCCUCAUUGCAGGACUACGGGCAGGAUGCUGUCUCCUGUACAUAGUGCUCACUGUGUUAAUAAUGAAACGCUUCAAACCAGAUGGAAAAGAGGCAUCUGAUAUUAAAAAUACAGAAAGAUCAACCAGUGCAGAACCAGCUAAUGCCUACAAAAAGGAAAUUCUUCCUGGUGCAAGAACCUCAGAGGAGAGUGAGGAAACUUGUAUGUAAAAAAAAAGAAACAAGAUGGUUUUGUAACUCUGCCUAUGCUUCAUUUUUGCUAAGCACAAUGGGAGUCUAAUUACUGAAUUCAACAGCUAGUUUACUUUUUGGGGGUUCAAAAAAUGUCUUUGAAAUGCUGACUUUUAGUUAGCUUUACCCUAUCCUCUUCAUCUCCUCAUCUGGAAAAAUAAGAGAAAAACAUUUUCAAAAUCCUGGGGAACUGUCUCAUCCUUCUGCUUUCAGUCCCCUUCUAGACCAACAGUAGGACUAGCCAAAUUUUUUCAAGGGUCAUGGAUUUGAUUAUGAUUGAAAAAUUAAAAUGGAGAAAUCCACAGUGAGCUGCUUUUCCAUUUUUUUACUGACUUUAUUUCAAGACCUCUUGCUCUGUAUUUAGUCUUACACCUCUAAAUGCCUAAUUGAGUUCCACUUGCCCAGUUGAUCUGACAGCCUUUUUGCUUCGUGGUUCAUGACCAGAGCACUUGUUCCAGACUGAGUCCCAUGGCCCCCACUCAGGUGAGAGCCCCAGGGCACCAGUGAGCACUCUCUGAACAAGAAUUGCAAUGACUCUGGGGUUUGGCUUGAACACACGAAACAAUCAGAAUGGAUUGCAAACAAAAGCAAAUGGUGUAGUAAUAUUGCAGCACAUCUCAGUAUUGGGUUUGAAUGAAAAGACUCUGAACCAAUGCAAUAAAGUGAUAGGUGUUUAAGUUUAAUUUUUUUGGUGUGUUAUGUGUGAGUGUAUGUGUGUGUGUACCAGGAGACUGUUUUUAUCCUAAUGUCCACUGCAUUUAUCUAGAUU
Calypte anna (Anna's hummingbird) is the source of this 3094-nucleotide messenger RNA. Its product is annotated as solute carrier organic anion transporter family member 1C1. Gene Ontology annotation, biological process: sodium-independent organic anion transport; bile acid and bile salt transport; transmembrane transport. Gene Ontology annotation, cellular component: membrane. The record is from RefSeq and is a predicted model, not a curated record. NCBI's taxonomy places the organism in Eukaryota, Metazoa, Chordata, Aves, Apodiformes, Trochilidae. Bases 190 to 2304 code for a protein of 704 amino acids. The transcript is spliced from 16 exons. Gene Ontology annotation, molecular function: protein binding; bile acid transmembrane transporter activity.